GCGAAUCCCGGCACGGGGGAGUUUGACGUGCCGCUCAAGGCGGACGCGCUCGCGAGGAUGAGCAAGAAGAUGGAGGGGGCCGAGGUGGACGAGCGCAUGCUCAACACGGUCUACGCGUGGAUCCGAAAGUCGGAUGAAGAUAAGCUCGACGGCAUGGUACACAUCUUGCAGCACCUGCUUCAGUGCUACGCCGCGCGGGAGUUGGACGCGGGGAAGACACCGCUCGAUAGCGUCAUCGCUGCGCCCGCCGCAGAGUGGCCAGAGAAGUUUGAGGAGAUCAUUGCCGGAGGUUUUGGCGAGGAGGCUUUCAACAAGGACCUUCAGCAGCGGAUGGAGAAGGUGGUACUCAACCUGCCAAACGGUUCUUACGCCCAGCGUGUUCAGGCGGAGUACCUCAAGGAGGUCGAGGACCGCGGUAAGGACAUCUACAAGGCCAAGGAGGCGGCCCCUUGAGUGACUACGACUACGCUAAAUUGCUGCU
Micromonas commoda is the source of this 481-nucleotide messenger RNA. RefSeq lists its product with no specific name. The coding region runs from base 58 to 453 and encodes 131 amino acids. The record is from RefSeq and is a predicted model, not a curated record. The transcript has a single exon. NCBI's taxonomy places the organism in Eukaryota, Viridiplantae, Chlorophyta, Mamiellophyceae, Mamiellales, Mamiellaceae.